Molecule: messenger RNA, 1424 nt
Organism: Branchiostoma belcheri (Belcher's lancelet)
Lineage: Eukaryota; Metazoa; Chordata; Leptocardii; Amphioxiformes; Branchiostomatidae
Product: N-acetylglucosamine-1-phosphodiester alpha-N-acetylglucosaminidase-like
Exons: 7
Coding region: 195-1400 (401 amino acids)
Source: RefSeq, a predicted model, not a curated record
UGCUUUGCAAGCCUAAAUCGCGGUCCUGGCGGCCUGCUACAAAAGGGGGUCAAUUAUGAUUAGCCUCAGGAUAGAGAGAUUGCACAUCCUGACCCCACAGUCGGCCCACAGCCAAUACAGUAGACGCCGAGAAGCGAAUCGUUUCCUCUGAGGAUUUGACGCUGCGUUCGUUUAUUAUUAUAAAGUAGUGUGUCAUGGCGAGAUAUCAGUUGUAUGUCCUGAUAGUUUCGGUCUUCACUAUUACAACUGUCUUCGUCAUAACAACAGACAACAAUCGCUACUUCAACGCCAUGUUAAAUCCAGACGUCAGACCAGUCUCCAGCAGAUUCUUACUAUCUAAAGACGCUCCUGUUAAACUUAAGGGGAAAACAGUGAGAUCAUCAGAUAAUGACACUCUGCUACCCUAUUCGAAAUCCGAGGAGUGGCGUCGCCUUGUGAAAGGCUGUCAAUUCGUCAAGUUUGCUGACACCGAAACUUUCCCCGCACAUAAAAACUCGUCGGUGACCGCCGGAUCCGACACCAAGUACUUCGUGGACAAACUGCUGGAUUCUCGGGGAAACGCUAAGGACGUUUGGGGGCAUAGUGUCGUGAUCAACAAUCCGCUGAGUACUUUUUCGGUCGUGGAGCCAGGUGGGCCGAACGGCUGUGUUGAACGAAGACUCAGUCCUGCCGUGAAGACCUCCCGGCUACGCGGCUGUCAUGCAGCGAUUAACGCGGGGUUCUUCGGUCACAAUCCGGGUCCCGAUUUGGGAGCUUGUAUGGGGAACGUUGUAACAGACGGGAAACGUAUACAAGAUACCGGUGGCGUUCAAAAUGCCAAUUUUGGUAUCAGAAAGGAUGGGACGAUUGUAGUUGGGUACCUGUCUGAGAUGGACGUAUUACAGGAAGACAACCCCUUUGUGCAACUGGUGACUGGAGUUAUCUGGUUGGUCAGGAAUGGGACUGUCUACGUGAAGGAGAGCAAAACUAAGGAUUGUGGAAGUUUACAGGAGUAUGGUACCAUGGACGAGUUUGUGGAUGUCCUGUCAGCUCGGACUGCAGUAGGACAUGACGUCCAUGGGAGGGUUGUCCUGGUGCAGAUAGAUGGAAACACUGAAGAAAGAGGGCUGAGUUUGUGGGAGUUUGCAGAAUUUCUGCUGACUCUGGGAGUGGUCAAUGCUGUCAACCUGGACGGAGGAGGUUCUGCCACACUAGUGUUGGAUGGAACUGUUGCUAACUACCCUGCAGAUCACUGUGCUAAUGACCAUAAUCAGACAUGGCACUGCAUGCGGGAAGUCUCCACCAUCCUGUGUGCUCAUGAUCCAGAAGAUCAGAUGACAUCAGACUGCAGAAUUGUGAAGACUUACACUUGCUUGAAAGUCACAGUUUUGUGUACAAUUCUGAGUUGGAUUCUGCAGUAACUCACAAGAAUACACACUGGUGCU